Pomacea canaliculata is the source of this 1897-nucleotide messenger RNA. RefSeq names its product protein farnesyltransferase subunit beta-like. Gene Ontology annotation, biological process: protein farnesylation. Bases 513 to 1625 code for a protein of 370 amino acids. The record is from RefSeq and is a predicted model, not a curated record. The transcript is spliced from 13 exons. Gene Ontology annotation, molecular function: protein farnesyltransferase activity. Lineage: Eukaryota; Metazoa; Mollusca; Gastropoda; Architaenioglossa; Ampullariidae. Gene Ontology annotation, cellular component: protein farnesyltransferase complex.
AUUUGCAACCCCCAAACGCCGCCGCUGGUAAUUAUUUUGUUGAUAUCAAAACGUCUCAUUAAAUUUCAUUUCCGGCUCUUCCGGAAGUACGACCGGCCUCAGGUUCGCCGAGACUGACCGCGGAUCACUUCGCAAGAGGCCGAGAGUGAGUCUCGGCAUACAGACAUCAGUCCAUAAAUACACGUUCAUGGUGCGAAUGAUGGACGUUCUCUAAAUGGAACGUGAUAAAUGACGUAAAGUGACGUAAAAAAAAUAGUGACGUCAAAAUGAGGUAACGUUAGGAAGGAGCUAGACGAAGAGAGACGUUGGGAAGCAGCGAGAAGGAGAAAGACGUUAGAGGGCAGAUAGAAGAAGAGGACGUUAGAGAGUAGAUAGAAAAGGAAGAACGUUAGCGAGUGGAAGAAGAAGGAGCUAGGUCAGAGAGCGGAUAGAAGACGGAGUGAGUUAGAAGAGAUCAGCCUUUUCCAAGACAAUGUGCCUCGCGAAAAGAAGUUGAAAGUUCAGUAUCCAGCAUGUAUGCAUCUUUUUGCAACAAGCUUGAUAUAUAUCCGGAUAUUCCACUUUUAGAAAGGAACAAUCACAGAGAAUUUCUUCUGAAGGGUCUGAAGACUCUUUCUCAGUCUUAUCAGUGUCUGGAUGCAAGUCGACCUUGGCUUUGUUACUGGAUUGUACACAGUUUGGAUUUGCUGGAAUACCACGUUAGUGAGGAGCAUGCCUUACAAAUUGCAGAUUUUCUUGGGAGAUGUCAGCAUCCAAAGGGAGGCUUUGGAGGUGGUCCAGGUCAGGUUCCUCACCUUGCACCAACUUACGCAGCUGUCAAUACUCUGGCUAUUUUAGCAACAGUCACUGAAGAUGUUUUCAAAGUUCUGAACAGGUCGGGCUUGUACCAGUUUUUAAUGUUAAUGAGAGAUGAGGAAGGUGCCUUUAGAAUGCAUGAAGGAGGGGAAGUGGAUAUCAGGGGUGCUUACUGUGCAGCUUCAUCAGCUCGACUAACUAACAUGUGCACCAAAGAGUUGUUUUCAGGAACAGCUGAGUGGAUCAGAAGGUGUCAGACCUAUGAGGGAGGAUUUGCAGGUUUUCCUGGGCAGGAAGCACAUGGGGGCUACUCCUUUUGUGGCUUAGCUGCUCUGGUUAUUUUAAAUCAGCCCCAGCUGUGUGACAUUCCACGCCUAUUGCGAUGGACAGCAAUGCGCCAAAUGAAAUAUGAAGGCGGAUUUCAAGGCCGCACUAACAAGUUGGUUGAUGGCUGCUACUCCUUCUGGCAAGGUGCUGCAUUUCCUGUCAUUCAUAUGGUGUUGUGCCAGGAAGAUGAUUUAGCUUUGAGUGCAUCUGGCUGGAUGUUCAGUCAAGAGGCUUUGCAAGAAUAUGUGCUCAUCUGUUGUCAGCAUCCGCUGGGUGGUCUCCUUGACAAACCAGGAAAACCUCGUGAUCACUACCAUACAUGUUAUUGCCUCUCUGGAUUAUCUGUAGCCCAGCAUUUUACAGGAGGCGUUUUAGCCCACACUUGCGUUAUCGGAAGUCCUAACAACCUUUUGAGACCAGUGCAUCCAGUCUUCAAUCUGUCAGUUGAUGCAGUCUUACAGACUUCAAGGCAUUUCCAAAUGGAAGGGGCUCCUACUCUCUGAAACAGAUCUGCUUCAGUGGACUGAGAAAAAAAAAGCAUACCUGAAGCAGAAAGACAGUAAUAAAAUAUUGUGCAGACAUCCAGAAAUAAUAUGCUGCCCUUAAAUUGUUCAUAAUUUUUAUUUCAGGUUCUUAAUGUGGUAAUUCUGAGUUACAGCACUGCAGGAAAAAAAAAAAAAUUUGAAAUGAGUUUUACAGUAUACUAGGGGACUGGUGAUCUGAAUGGAAUGAGAGUAAAAUUUUGUGUUGCUUGCAUUAAAAUGACCAAAAAUCA